AUGGUGAUCCAGAAUGGCAGGGUCAAAGCCAUCUACUUUCCAGAGAGCGUCGGCAACUUGGAGAAUCUCAACGUUGAGCAAGCGCUAACCAGAUGCGAGCCGUCGUCGACGGUUCUAUCGUCAGUUAUUUGCACUACAACUGAUGCCACAAGCGAAGAAGGAUGCCAGAAAAUGGCGGUUGGCCAGUGA
Clonostachys byssicola is the source of this 189-nucleotide messenger RNA. NCBI's taxonomy places the organism in Eukaryota, Fungi, Ascomycota, Sordariomycetes, Hypocreales, Bionectriaceae. The record is from the annotation of a GenBank genome assembly.